This is a messenger RNA of Anopheles gambiae (African malaria mosquito), 5327 nucleotides long. RefSeq names its product eIF-2-alpha kinase GCN2 (gene Gcn2). Gene Ontology annotation, cellular component: cytosol. Gene Ontology annotation, molecular function: ATP binding; protein binding; eukaryotic translation initiation factor 2alpha kinase activity. Gene Ontology annotation, biological process: DNA damage checkpoint signaling; regulation of translational initiation by eIF2 alpha phosphorylation. NCBI's taxonomy places the organism in Eukaryota, Metazoa, Arthropoda, Insecta, Diptera, Culicidae. The transcript is spliced from 6 exons. The record is from RefSeq and is a predicted model, not a curated record. Bases 235 to 5220 code for a protein of 1661 amino acids.
UGGCCGCCUUGCCCCCGGGGGAGGUGGUAUUUGUUUUGAAUGAGCAAGACAGACGUCAAUUGAGCGCGGCAGCAAGGCAUCCACUGCGCAUUCACAGACCGACGACGACGACGACGUUUUAUCAAUGAAAUAGUGCUUAUUUCGGCGAAAACAUUGUUUCGUCUGCAUCGUCCGAGUGUACAGCAGGCGUUGGCAACAUGGUCGCGAGGGCGUAAUUGUCGAUCGUCGAUCGCCAUGGCGAAGAAGGAAACGAUUCGCGAGCGACAGGAAAACGAACUAGAAGUAAUAAAGUCCAUCUUUCACGAUGAAGUUGAAGAUUUGCGACCCAGGACGGGAAAGUGGAAGCCGCUGGAGCUGCGUUUGCAUCUUACACCGCAAAGAGGAUCCGCCAAGGAGGCGUACGUGAAGGCGGAUCUGUACGUGACCUGCUCGCCAAAGUAUCCAAAGUGCCCACCGAAACUAGAGCUAAAGCAUGCCGUCGGCCUGUCGGACAGUCUGGUGCGCGAGCUGACGGAGAAGCUGGAACAGUUGGCGGACGAGCUGAAGGGUGAGGUGAUGAUUUUCGAGCUGGCAAACACUGUGCAAGCCUUUCUGCAUCAGCACAAUGUACCGCCGAAGGGUAGCUUCUACGAUGAGAUGCUGGCCAACCAGCAGAAGCAAGCCCUCGCGCGCCAGAACACGCUCCAGGCCGAGGAAACGCUCAAGCGCCAGGCCAUACAGGACGAGCUGCAGCGGCGCAAGAAGGAGCUCGAGCGUACGAGGCGCGAAUCCCGCCACAGUACGAACGAGUCGAGCCCAAUGCACCGUUUGCACUCCAGCUCCUCGACCGAGAACAGUGACGGGGCGUACUGUGUCGAGCAUAGGCGCAGCGAGGUGCUGUACUUCCGCGACGGCCGCAAGGUGCUGCGCGGAUCCUGUUUGGGCCAUUCGCAGCGUGGCUGUAUUGCGUACGCCGGAAUCGAUCAGCAAACCGGCGAGCUGGUCUACCUGACCGAGUGGACGCUGUACUACGACGGGGAGUGCUCGGCCGAAAGCCGAACAAUCCGCGGUCGGCCGGUGGAGACGGUGGUGGGGGAAAUGGAGCGCCUGGCCGAUGGCUUGAUCCCGCUCAAGCACAAGCAUCUGAUCGCGUACGAAGGCGUGCUGUGCCGGAUGGGCAAGGAAGCGCUCACGCUGUUCGUGGUGCAGGAGUUUAUCCUGGGCACGAGUUUGUUCAGCAUUUCCGGCUCGCUGGGCUGGAGUGUGGAAGGCGCAAGCAUGGUGGCCAAGGGCACGCUGGAAGCACUUAUCUACCUCCACAACAACGGUGUUUCGCACGACAAUCUAUCCGAUUCGACCGUGUUCAUGGAUAAUGCCGGAAUGGUACGCGUGGCUGACUUUCGGUUGAUACCGUACAUACAAGAGCUGAGCGAUAGUCAGCACUUAUUGCAUCAGUCACUGCGCAGUCCCGACCUACCGUCACUGGGUGGGCUGAUCGAGGCACUGCUUGCGCCACACUCCGAGAUGAAAGAUUUCGUCGAAAGAUGCAAAUCGGAACGUACAAUCUCCGCCACCGAGCUGCUCGAUCAUCCGUUUUUGCGCUCCACAUUGCUGCUACACACCGACCACGUGGCAAUGGGUCAGCAGCAACUAACGGCGGCUGCACUGCAAAAAGCACUGCCAGCUCCGACGACAGUUGGCCAGCGGUCGGAAAACGGCCAACAGCAGCAGCUGCAGCAGCAACUCGUUCCCUACAUGCCGCUGGUGAUGAACGGCUCAGGCACCGGGCAGGAAAAGUCCCGCAUUCAGACCGAGUUUGAGCUGCUGUCGUACCUUGGGAAGGGUGCGUACGGGGACGUGCUCAAGGUGCGCAACAAGCUCGACAACCGCGAGUACGCGAUCAAGCGCAUACGGCUGCCGGCGCGAAGCAAACAGUUCUACAAGAAGAUGACCCGCGAGGUGGAGCUGCUGUCCCGCUUGAACCAUGAAAAUGUCGUGCGCUACUACAACAGCUGGGUGGAGGCAACGAGCACCGCGGAAAUGCUGGCCGCCACCGAUACGGAGGGUGAAAUGGCUGGCGGGGGCACAGUGAGCAGUUGCGAUUGGUCCGUUGCAAGUCGCCCGAAGCGAAGGGCCUCACGGGUACGUCGAACAACUGCCACGGCGGCGGCGGCGGACUUGGUGAAGAAAGGCAUCGAAGAUAAGAAUAUCGAUUGUUUCGUGGACUUUUUGCCUAACGAUACGAGCAGUGAGGAGGACGAGGAUGAAGAGGAUGACGACGAAACGAAUGAUCUCGACGAGGAUAGUAGUAGUAGCAGUAGCGAUGAAAGCAGUGGCUCCAUUAGCAACCACCGCAAGCUGAACGAAGAGAGCUUUAACGACAGUUCGGGUGGGAUCGAGUUCGUAGGAUCGAACGGGGAAGCGCCAUCGUACAACAGCUACGGCGAAGCGGGAUCGGCAGUGGAAAAUGGUGGGGGCAAGAAGGCUGCGACGACUCCUGCACCGCCCGAAGUGCUGUACAUGUACAUCCAGAUGGAGUUCUGCGAGAAGAGCACGCUGCGGACGGCGAUAGAUGCUGGGCUGUACCAGGAUAUCGAUCGCGUGUGGCGACUGUUCCGGGAGAUCGUGGAAGGGCUCAGCCACAUCCAUCAGCAGGGCAUGAUUCACCGCGAUCUGAAGCCGGUCAACAUUUUCCUCGAUUCGCGGGACCAGGUAAAGAUCGGCGAUUUCGGUCUAGCGACGACGAGCAUUCUGGCGCUGCAGAAUCAAGGCCAUCAAAACGCUACCCCUGGACAGAUGGGCCAUCUGGCGGUGGCCAGCAUCCAGCAGGGGAAAUCGUCCGACAUUGGCUACUCGCUAACGGGCAAAGUCGGUACGGCGCUGUACGUGGCACCCGAGCUAACGGGCAAUGCGUCCCGCUCGACCUACAACCAGAAGGUGGAUCUUUACUCGCUCGGCAUCAUACUGUUCGAAAUGAGCUCCCAGCCACUGAACACCGGCAUGGAGCGGGUGAAAACGCUGAUGGAUUUGCGUUCCGAUGCGAUACGGCUGCCGGAAGCGCUGCUGACCGAUGCGCGCUACAGCCGGCUGGUGCAGGUGAUCCGCUGGCUGCUAAACCACGACCCGCAAAAGCGUCCAACCGCGGAAGAAGUACUCUGCUCGGAGCUGGUGCCUCGUACGCGGCUCGAGGCCGAGGAAAUACAGGACGUGGUGAGACACAUUCUGUCGAAUCCGCAGUCCCGCCACUACAAGCAUCUGAUUGCGCGCUGCUUCGCCCAGGCCAGCGAUCCCAUCUGCGAGCUAAGCUACCACUUUGACAUGGUACCGAUGAUACCGAUACUGCCCCGGUUCGAUUACGUGAAGGCGAAGCUGGUCGCACUCUUCCGGAAGCAUGGUGCCAUCGAGGUGGUUACACCACUGCUGACGCCAUACACGAAACAGCACGCGGCUCGGUCGAACACGGUCAAGCUGAUGACACACUCCGGAAGUGUUGUCACGUUGCCAGAUGAUUUGAGGGUCCCGUUUUUGCGUCACAUCGCGCUGAACGGCAUUAAGCACAUUCGCCGCUACUCGAUUGGGCGCGUGUAUCGCGAGAAGAAGGUGUUCAACUUUCACCCGAAGCAGGUGUACGAGUGUGCGUUCGAUAUUGUAACACCCAGCAGGGGACAUCUCAUUACCGAUGCGGAGCUGCUAGCAAUCGCGACAGACGUGAUGAGGGAGCUUAAUCUACUGCAAGGACGAAACGUGUUCUUCCGCCUCAAUCACAUCGGCCUGCUGCGAGCAAUUCUCAUGCACUGCAACGUACCGAUGGACAAGUACCGCGAGCUGUUCGAGAUGGUGGCCGAGUUUUUGGACGAAAAGAUUUCGAAAUUUCAGCUCUCUUCGCUGAUCAACUCGCUGAUCGGAGGAAGCGCGGCCAAGAUCAACGUGAGCUUCCUGUGCGACGCGUUGCAGCUCGAACUGUCGUCAGUGGGAUUGCUGGGGGGCAGUAUACUGAAGAGCAUCAUCCGUGGCAAGGGCGAGGCGGCCAGCCUGGCAAAGGUCGCCGUCCGGGAGCUGGAAACGGUGGUCACGCUCGCCCAGAACAUGGGCGUACAGUGUCCGUUGAAUGUGUGUCCGGGACUGCCGGUGAAUUAUGAGCGCGCCAAGACGGGCGGCAUUGUUUGGCAGCUGCUGGGUGAGCUGAAACCGAAGCGCAAAAAUCCGCUCACAACGAUCGCCGUCGGUGGACGCUACGAUGGUAAACUGGCCGAGUUUCAGAAAUCGGGCAUCAAUAACGGCCUCCAGGUGCCAAAGGUGGAUCUAAGCGGUGCCGGGUUUUCCUUUCUGCUCGAUAAGCUGGUCAAUGCCAUUGCGCCGACGGCCGGCUACGAACCGAUCGAGGUGAUGAUCUGUGUCACCGGCUCCCGGCCACAGCCAAAGGAGGUCGCCCAGACCUUGCGCCCGCUGUGGUCGAACAGCAUCAAAACGUGCGUGGUGGAAACGAGCGCCGGAGCGGUAGACGAUCUCGGCAAGGAGGCCGGUGCCACCGUUGUCGUGCUGCUGGGCGACGGUGGAGAGAUGCGGGUGCGCUCGUGGAACCAUGACCGCUUUCAGGAACUUCACGUCACCCGUCCCGAGCUGAUGCCGUACAUACUGCGCACGCUGCGCCGGUCCGAUGUGUCGACGGGCGAACUUUCCCAGGCGCUACAAAGCACUUCGCUCGGUGGGGCCUCCACGUCUGCCUCCUUUUCCUACUCGUCGUCCUUUACUGCCAUUUCGUCCGCGGCAUCCACGAGGCUCAGCUCGGCCUCGUCGAGUGCUGCGAGCCAGCAGCAAUCUAUCAAUACCUCCCCACCGCUCGAUCUUGUGUUUCUCACGAGCGAGAAGAUAAACACCAGUAAAAAGCGCCGCUACGAGCAUCAGGUUGAGCAUAAGAUGUCGCCCGUCCUGUCCAAAUUCCAUCGCAAGGAAAAGGUCACCCUCAUUAUGGUGGACGUACCGAGCGCACCGCUCCGUGGACUGGUUGGGCUGAUUGAUCCGCUCGAGUGUGGAUCGCAGGAGGAUGACGACGACAUACCGUCCGGAUCGACAACCGAUCGCGUGGAGCUGCAGAGCCUUUGCGAGCGGUACCCCAAGUACAAACGGCAGCUGAUGCAGAUCUACAACGAGAUUGUCGAUCUGUUUGCCCAAAGCAAGGGAACGACCCCGAUCGUUGGGCUGUACAGUGUCAUCGACACAUUCUGUCGGUUGAUUCUGUGAACGAAGCAGACUGUAGCUAUUCUACAGCCACUUGUAAAGGUGGGUUUUUAUAUGAGCGCUAGUGCGGUAAGAUACAAUGUUGUAUAGAUGCAACAUAGUCCCCUAAA